Messenger RNA from Penicillium brevicompactum, 3243 nucleotides. Its product is annotated as putative importin beta-4 subunit. The transcript is spliced from 4 exons. The record is from RefSeq and is a predicted model, not a curated record. Gene Ontology annotation, biological process: protein import into nucleus. The coding region runs from base 1 to 3243 and encodes 1080 amino acids. Lineage: Eukaryota; Fungi; Ascomycota; Eurotiomycetes; Eurotiales; Aspergillaceae. Gene Ontology annotation, molecular function: nuclear import signal receptor activity; small GTPase binding. Gene Ontology annotation, cellular component: cytoplasm; nucleus.
AUGGACCAGCAACGCUUUUUGCAGCAGCUGCAGAUCAUUCUGGACCCCUCCCUGGGAAACCUGAAGGAGGCGACCGGAGUUCUGCAGAAGGAAUUCUACAACAAACCCGAGUCUCUGGUCUUCCUGAUUCAGAUCUGCACCACCCACGAUGAUCAGAAUCUGCGCCAGCUCGCUUCCGUCGAGUCCCGUACCCUCGUCUCCAAGCUUUGGUUGAAGGUUGGCGCCGACCAGAAGCCCCAGAUCCGCGAACAGCUGCUUCGCUCCACUAUGGGUGAGAGCUCUUCUCUCGUCCAGCACUCCAUUGCUCAGAUCAUCUCUGCCAUUGCCAAGAUUGAUCUCGUCGAUGGGGAGUGGGCUGAUCUGCCCAACCUGCUUCUGCAGGCUGGUAACGGUGGCAACGCUGCUGAGCGUGCCGUCGCCAUCUACAUUCUUUUCACUAUCCUGGACACCAUUGGUGAAGGAUUUGAGGAGAAGUUCGGCGAGCUCUUCGCUCUCUUCGGCAAGACCAUCCAGGACCCCGAAAGUGCCGAGGUGCGCAUCAACACUCUUAUGUCAUUGGGCAAGCUUGCUAGCCACCUUGACUCUGAGGAGGAUGAGGCCCCUGUCAAGGCUUUCCAGCAGCUCGUUCCCGCUGCCGUCGCUAUUCUCAAGGACUCCAUUGAGAAGAACGACGAGGACCACGUUCUUCAGUGCUUCGAAGUCUUCCAGAACCUUCUUGGCUUCGACCCUGCUUUGCUCACUGUCCACCUCAAGGACCUGGUGAUCCUGAUGAACCAGAUCGCCGCCAACACUGAGGUCGAUGAGGAUGUCCGCACUCAGGCCAUCAGCUUCCUGAUGCAGACCAUCCAGUACCGCAAGCUCAAGGUUCAGGGCAUGCGCGUUGGUGAGGACCUCACCCGCACUGCUCUCCAGAUCGUCACUGAGCUCGGCGAUGUCGCUAUCGGUGAUGACGAUAUCACCCCUGCCCGCUCCGCCCUCGGUCUCCUUGACAUCCUCUCCCAGAGCCUGCCCCCUAGCCAGGUCGUUGUUCCCCUGCUCAACUCUCUGGGCCAGUACUUCAACAGCACCAACCCUGACUACCGCCGUGCCGGUAUCAUGGCUCUCGGCAUGUGUGUUGAGGGUGCCCCCGACUUCAUCAGCACCCAGAUGAAGGAGAUCUUCCCCAUGGUCCUCCAGCUCCUUGCCGACCAGGACCCCAAGGUCCGCCAGGCUUCUCUGCACUCCGUUGCUCGCCUCGCCGAGGAUCUCGUUGAGGACCUCAGCGCUGAGCACGCUCGUCUCAUGCCCCUCCUCUUCCAGAACUUGGCUUCCGCCAUGCAGGAGUACAAGGGUGAGGAAGAUGGUCCCAUUCUUGACAUCAUCAAGGCUGGUAUCAGCGCUAUUGAUGCCGUUGUUGAUGGUCUGGAUGAGAAGGACGUCGCUCCUUACCAGGCUGAGCUUGUGCCCAUCCUUCACAACCUCUUCAAGCACCCUGAUUUCAAGAUCAAGGCCCUCGCUGCCGGUGCUCUUGGAUCCCUCGCCUCCUCUGCUGGCGACUCUUUCCUCUCCUUCUUCGACGAGUCCAUGCACCUCCUCCAGGAGUUCGCUGCCGUCAAGGACUCCGAGGAUGAGCUUGACCUCCGCGCUAGCGUCACUGACUCCAUGGGUGAGAUGGCUGCUGCCGCUGGUCCCGAGCGUUACCAGCAGUACGUUGAGCCCCUCAUGCGUGCUACCGAGGAGGCCCUCCACCUCGGUCACUCUCGCCUCAAGGAGAGCACCUACAUCUUCUGGGGUGCCAUGGCUAAGGUCUACGGCGAGCACUUCUCUCCUUUCCUCGAGGGUGUCGUGCAGGGUCUCUUCGACUGCAUUGAGCAGGACGAGAAUGAUCUCGACGUCGACCUCGGCAGCGCUGCCAAGGAUCUUGUUGGCCAGGAGGUCACCUUCAACGGCCGCAAGGUCAAGGUUGCAAGCGCCGACGACGAAGACGAUGGAGACAUCGAGGACGUCGAUCUUGACGAUGAGGAUGAGUGGGACGACAUCACCGCCACUACCCCCUUGUCUCUUGAGAAGGAGAUUGCUGUUGAGGUUAUUGGUGAUCUCGUCACCCACACCCGCAGCUCUUUCCUCCCAUACUUCGAGAAGACCAUCGAGCACGUUAUGCCCCUCUGUGAGCACCCCUACGAGGGUGUUCGCAAGAGCACCAUCAGCACUCUUCACCGCUCUUACGCCAUGCUCUUCACCAUCGCUGAGGAGACUGGCCAGAUGGCCAAGUGGCAGCCUGGUCUUCCCCUUCAGGUCCAGCCCGCGAAGGAGGUCCAGAAGUUCGGUGAGAUCCUCAUGACCGCCACUGUCAAGAUGUGGACUGAGGAAGACGACCGUUCUACCGUCGCGGAUAUCAACCGCAACAUGGCUGAGAACCUGCGCUUCUGCGGCCCCGCUCUUAUCUCCAGCGAGACCAUGCUUCACAAUGUCAUCACCAUGGUCGGUGACAUCAUCACCAAGCAGCACAUCUGCCAGGUCGAGUUCGGCCCUGAGGAUGAGGCUCUCGAGGCUGGUGAUGAGACUUCAGAGUUUGACUGGAUUGUCGUUGACACCGCCCUUGACGUUGUCUCCGGUCUGGCUGCCGCUCUCGGCCAGAGCUUCGCUGAGCUCUGGAAGGUCUUCGAGAAGACUAUCCUCCGCUACGCCGGUAGCAGCGAGUCCCUCGAGCGCGCCACUGCUGUCGGUGUUCUCGCUGAGUGCAUCAAUGGAAUGGGUGCCGCCCUCCUCCUUCACCGUCUUGCCGAUGAGGACCCCCAGACCAAGUCCAACGCCGCCUACGCCGUUGGUCGUCUGAUUCAGCACUCCAACGCUGAGGCCGAGAUCGCCAAGGAGAUCCCCACUAUCCUCAGCCGUCUCGAGUCUUGCCUCCAGAUGGAUGUCUCCCGUCUUCAGGACAACGCCACUGGCUGCGUCAGCCGCAUGAUCCUGCGCUACCGCGACAGUGUCCCCGUCAAGGACGUUUUGCCCGCCCUUGUCAACAUUCUUCCCCUGAAGAAUGACUUCGAGGAGAACGAGCCCCUUUACCGUAUGAUCUGCCAGAUGUACAAGUGGGAGGAUGCCACCAUUCGCGAGCUCACUCCUUCCCUCCUUCCCGUCUUCCAAGCCGUCCUUACCGGCGAUGAGGACCAGUUGGAGGAUGAGCGCCGGGCUGAGCUCAUUGAGCUCGUCAAGUGGCUCAACCAGAUGCAAGCUGGUAGCGCUCCCUGGGUGGAGCAGCUGUAA